AUGGUCUUCAUGGCGCCGGAAACGUUUACAAACCCCUCUCCGCAACUGACUGGGCAAACGGAUGUUUGGGCUCUGGGAGUUAUUCUGACCUGGAUCGUGACGGCCGUUGAGCUCGGCAGCUUGCAACAUCCAAACCUGGAUCGCGAAGAUGGCCGCGAUUUUUGCGUGAAGUGGAUAGAUAUGUACCGCGCUUUCAAGAACAAAGUGCCUUGGAAUCGUGCUUUGGCGAAGGGCCACCCGGAAGUUGCCAACAUCCUUGACAAGGUAUUGGCGAUCGACCCGGCGGAACGUUGCACUGCUUCUGACAUCUUGCAGGCUGACUGGAUGCGUGUAACUGAUCCUGCUGCCUCCGCCUCCGCUGCACUGUUGGAGAAAGGAACUCUACUCUACAACUUGCGAACAUUCACGGAGCUGUCUGCCUUGGAGAAGAAGAUCGUGUCCCUGGUGGCUGAUCAUGCCCCUGAUGCGAAAACAGCACUUCUCCGAAGGACAUUUCGAGCCUUCGACAAAACCAAUGAUGGCUUUCUCGAGAUGUCCGAGUUGAUCGAGGGCUUCAGGGAACAUGACGUCGACAUUGACGAAGCAGCUAUUCGGGAAGUGUUUGAGGCAAUGGACCUUGACGACAACAAGCUUAUUAGCUAUCAAGAGUGGCUUGCUGCUACUAUUGGGCCGAAGGUGCUUGAGUCUGAAGGUGCGCUGCAAGCGUGCUUCCGGCGCCUAGAUGCUGAAGCCAAUGGCAUCAUCAGCAGAAGUGAUAUUGAGAGGCAGAAGAUGCUGUGGAUGGUGUUCGAAAUCACAGCUGCAAGGGGAUAG
Molecule: messenger RNA, 813 nt
Organism: Symbiodinium necroappetens
Lineage: Eukaryota; Dinophyceae; Suessiales; Symbiodiniaceae
Source: the annotation of a GenBank genome assembly